This is a messenger RNA of Saccostrea cuccullata (small rock oyster), 1755 nucleotides long. RefSeq names its product RNA-binding protein RO60-like. The coding region runs from base 24 to 1631 and encodes 535 amino acids. The record is from RefSeq and is a predicted model, not a curated record. Lineage: Eukaryota; Metazoa; Mollusca; Bivalvia; Ostreida; Ostreidae. Gene Ontology annotation, cellular component: ribonucleoprotein complex. The transcript is spliced from 2 exons. Gene Ontology annotation, molecular function: RNA binding.
CUGCCUAUGCGCAGUUGUCUGUCAUGUGUGACAUUGAGAUUAAAAUGGAGGACGAGGAAGCUCUUUGGAAGUUUUUGUUUCUUGGAGGUUUAGUGGGUGUUUACAGACCUGGAUAUAGACAGAUAGAGGAUUCAGACGCAGAUGUAAUUCGAAGACUUAUAGAAAAUGGAAAACACAACAAAAUCAUCGAAUAUAUGUGCCGAGCGUCAAGGAAAUGUUUGAAAUUCUAUCCAAUAGCCUAUACCUUAGCUUUGUGUGCAAGGCAUGCAAAAAAGACAGUUUCUCAACAAGCAUAUGCGGCUCUACCGUAUGUUUGUCGAACGCCAUCACAUCUGUUUCAGUUUUUGAGCUUCUGCAGGACCAGGUUUAAAUGUAGAGGAUGGCCAAGAACUCAUAGAAGAGCAGUCGCAGCCUGGUACACUGAAAAUGAACAAUAUAGAAAAGAUCCCCUAAAACUGGCCAUCCAUGUAACUAAAUACAAAAGAAGGUACAUGUUCUCACAAAAGAAAGUGGUUAAAUCAUGUCAUCCUAAACCUCCAAAUGACGCUUUCCGGUAUAUAUUUCGGUAUGUGACAAAUGGCGUCAAAAAGGCAAACAAAGCCAGAACAAACGAAAAGGAAACUCAGAAUGUUAAAGGUUAUAUAACAGCUGUGGAAUUCAUAAAGAACAAACGCAAAGCUGAACACGAGGAAGAAAUAAAAGAAGUCAUACAGAAAUGGCGGAUUCCUUGGGAGAAUGUCCCUACAUCACAUUUACAGUCUCCUGAAAUUUGGAGGGCUCUUUUGAGGUGCAAUAUGCCGAUUAUAGCCAUGUUAAGAAAUCUUGGACGGAUGGGCAGACUCGGAAUACUGAAACCAAAAAGUGAAGAAGAGAGCAUAAUAUGUGAGAGAUUAAAAAGUGUGGACUCGAUGGAAUCGGUUCACCCUAUCCAAAUCCUUGCAGCUUUUGCUGCAUAUAGACGUGGACAAGGUUUAAGAGCAGACUCUGGUCACUCGUGGGAAGUCAACAAAGAAAUAAAACAAGCAUUAAUUGCUUCUUAUUCUCUUUCUGAAAAGAAUUUUGAACCUACGAAAAGAAGAAUUUUAAUUGCUAUAGAUGUAAAGAUGAAUAUGGAAUUUCACGUGUUGGGAAUUCCGAGCAUGUCUUGCAAAGAAGCAGCUGUAGCAUUGUCGCUUCUUUUUCACAACAUAUUUGAAGUGGACACAAUAACAUUCUUUAAGACUGCAAAACCAUUGCAGGAAAGUCCAAGUGGAGAUCCAUUUGACAUAGAUUUAUAUGCAAACCAUUCACAAUACGAAGAGAAAGAAACAAACUACGAUGUUCCUUUCCAUUAUGCAAAGGAACAUAAGUUUGAUACCGUAUUGUUGUUGACUGAUACACUUGAAACGAUGGACAUUGAAAAAAUUCGCAGGUCAUAUAAAAAAACGAAACAGCCUAAAAGUAAAUGUGUUGUUGUUUCCUUUAAAACUAGCAGACCUGCCUCUGUGUUUGGAGACAGUUCCAUGUUAGACGUGGUUGGAGUUGAUGAAUAUGCUAUUGAAGUUAUUAAGGAGUUCAUCAAAGACUACAAGCAAGAAAUGGUUCAUAUAACCGGAGGUCAAAGCUACGAAAGAAUGGAAGUAGACAAUUGAUUUCCAAUGGUUUUUAAUAUGAUAACUAAAAUGCAGAUUACUUAUAAUCUUUCAUCUAUAUAUUAAACAUAAUUUUACAGGUAUACACCAUACAAUAAAUACAGCAAUUAUUAAUUGAUAAAAA